Molecule: messenger RNA, 6551 nt
Organism: Pan troglodytes (chimpanzee)
Lineage: Eukaryota; Metazoa; Chordata; Mammalia; Primates; Hominidae
Gene: NIPA1
Product: NIPA magnesium transporter 1
Exons: 5
Coding region: 22-1005 (327 amino acids)
Biological process (GO): magnesium ion transport
Cellular component (GO): membrane
Molecular function (GO): magnesium ion transmembrane transporter activity
Source: RefSeq, a predicted model, not a curated record
CGGAGGGCGGGCGCGGGCGGAAUGGGGACUGCAGCUGCGGCGGCGGCGGCGGCGGCGGCGGCCGGGGAGGGGGCGCGUAGCCCGAGCCCCGCCGCCGUGUCGCUCGGCCUGGGCGUGGCCGUCGUGUCGAGCCUGGUGAACGGGUCCACGUUCGUGCUACAGAAGAAGGGCAUCGUGCGUGCCAAGCGGCGAGGUACUUCCUAUUUAACAGACAUUGUGUGGUGGGCUGGCACAAUCGCAAUGGCUGUUGGCCAGAUUGGAAACUUCCUGGCUUACACGGCGGUCCCCACGGUCCUGGUAACUCCCCUGGGCGCCCUUGGAGUACCGUUCGGGUCCAUUUUAGCUUCCUAUCUCCUGAAGGAAAAGCUCAACAUCUUGGGCAAGUUGGGGUGCCUGCUAAGCUGUGCAGGCUCCGUCGUGCUGAUUAUCCACUCCCCAAAGUCUGAGAGUGUGACGACUCAGGCUGAGCUGGAGGAGAAGCUGACCAAUCCAGUGUUUGUGGGCUACCUGUGCAUCGUGCUGCUCAUGCUGCUGCUGCUCAUCUUCUGGAUCGCGCCGGCCCAUGGGCCCACCAACAUCAUGGUCUACAUCAGCAUCUGCUCCUUGCUGGGCAGUUUCACCGUGCCUUCCACCAAGGGCAUCGGGCUGGCGGCCCAAGACAUCUUGCAUAACAACCCGUCCAGUCAGAGAGCCCUCUGCCUGUGCCUGGUGCUCCUGGCCGUGCUCGGCUGCAGCAUCAUCGUCCAGUUCAGGUACAUCAACAAGGCGCUGGAGUGCUUCGACUCCUCGGUGUUCGGGGCCAUCUACUACGUCGUGUUUACCACGCUGGUCCUGCUGGCCUCAGCCAUCCUCUUCCGGGAGUGGAGCAAUGUGGGCCUGGUGGACUUCUUGGGGAUGGCCUGUGGAUUCACGACCGUCUCCGUGGGGAUUGUCCUUAUACAGGUGUUCAAAGAGUUCAAUUUCAACCUUGGGGAGAUGAACAAAUCUAAUAUGAAAACAGACUAGAUUGCAAUAGGAGCUUGGAUGGUUCGAGGAACAGGCAUUGGAGGUGGUUUCUGGCCCUGAUUGGAUGUGAAGUAGAAGAGGUCCUCGAUCAUGGUGUUAGAAUUGACUGGAUAGUAACAGGUGGUCUGGUGGACAGCGGGGAGCAUGGCUCAGCACCAGAGCAGAGGCCCAGCCAGCCCUCUGCAGCCCAAAGGUCCCCAACGGUUGCCUGGCACCAUCUCUCUCUGAUGAGACGAAUCUCAUUUUCAUUUCCAUUAACCUGGAAGCUUUCAUGAAUAUUCUCUUCUUUUAAAACAUUUUAACAUUAUUUAAACAGAAAAAGAUGGGCUCUUUCUGGUUAGUUGUUACAGGAUAGCAGAGAUAUUUUUACUUAGAUUACUUUGGGAAUGAGAGAUUGUUGUCUUGAACUCUGGCACUGUACAGUGAAUGUGUCUGUAGUUGUGUUAGUUUGCAUUAAGCAUGUAUAACAUUCAAGUAUGUCAUCCAAAUAAGAGGCAUAUACAUUGAAUUGUUUUUAAUCCUCUGACAAGUUGACUCUUCGACCCCCCACCCCCACCCAAGACAUUUUAAUAGUAAAUAGAGAGAGAGAGAAGAGUUAAUGAACAUGAGGUAGUGUUCCACUGGCAGGAUGACUUUUCAAUAGCUCAAAUCAAUUUCAGUGCCUUUAUCACUUGAAUUAUUAACUUAAUUUAACUCUUAAUGUGUAUAUGUUCUUAGAUUAGAAUAAUGCAACUUCGAGUAUGCUUUAAUAUUUCAAUAUUCAAGUUACAAAUGUAUAAGGCAGUUAGAAAUAAUACAGUCACAUGUCAAUGAUAGGGAAACAUUCUGAGAAAUGCAUUGUAAGGUGACUUUAUUGUGUGAACAUCAUGGAGUGCACUUACACAAACCUAGAUGGGACACCUAUGACCCACCCAGGCCAGAUGGUACAGCCUGUUGCUCCUGGGUCACACACCUGUACAGCAUGUGACUGCACUGAAUACCGCAGGCAAUUGUAACACAGUGGUGAGUAUUUGUGUUUACAAACAUAGGAAAGGUACAGUAAAACUAUGGUAUUAUAAUCUUAUGGGACCACCGUCAUGUAAGUGGUAUGUCUUUGACAGAAACAUGGUUACGUGGUUCAUGACUGUAUAUUCACUGGAAGAUAGUCAAGACUAAAGACACAUUAGAGCAAAUUGACCCCUAAAUCAAUUGUCCAAUUAAAGACAGUUGAUUUAAGUAGCAUGAGGUAUUAUUUUAUUUGUAUUCAAUCUGUGUUACCUGGGAUCCAGUAUCAAAUAUAUCCACAUUCUUUAUCAGCAAGCAUUCAUGGCCAUUCAGAAGAAAUAAAUUAGGUAACUUGAUAAUAAGGCUAAGUGGGAGAGUACCUGUUCAAUAGCUCAUAUAUCGAGUACCCUGUCAUACAGGAACAAGUUAAAGGACACAAUUGAGGUUAGGCUAGCUUCUACAAAUUGCAAUACACAGUUUUUGAAAGAUUUUCUAACAAAAAGCCAAUAAAUGUAGCCAUCUCCUUGUUGUUUGCGAUGGCAGAGCAUCCUAGAGUUCCUCAGCUAACCUCUCAUUAUGUCUUAAAUGCAAAAGAGCCAUUAAUUAUGCCAGUAUUUGAAUCAAAGAGGUCAUUCUCUGUCUAUAGUGUUCCCAUCCAUGUGUUCCAAAUGGGAGCAAAGCAUGAAGUGAUGCACAUAUUUCACCACGGUAUCAUGUACUUCAUGGCCAGUGUUUUAUCUCAGCAGGGAACUAUGCCAAGUUGAAAGAUGGGGUUGGGUAAAGUAGAUUAGGUGAAGUAGAACAUAAAAUUGAAUAGUACCCAAUUAAAGUUCCUCAGUAAGAAAAAAAAAUGUGUUUUUGUAGGCAAAAAGAACAUUUCUAAAGUCUCAAGGAAUAGCUUCCUAAAGUGUUGAGUAAAGAGGCUAAAUAAAAUGAGACUAGUUUAAUAUAGAGAGAAAAAUACCUUAUGGAGUAAAAGUGUACGUGAUGAUCAUGAGUUGUCAGUGAUUUGUGAACUGAGAGCAGCAACAACAUUAUUUUUAAAAAAUCUUAAAUCCUCUCUUAAUGGAUAGUUAACAAAUGCUCAAAGUCCAUUACUCUUUUUAUUGGCUCUUGCAGGUUUUGUUUUUUAUCAUCAGUGCUUUUAGGAAUGCAGGCCUUAACUUACUGAACUGAACUUUCUGAAAACGUAAUGUAGCAGUAUCAAUAUACUUUUGGGCAUAAAAAUAGUUUCCUAGGUAAGGGGUGUGAGAUAUUCAAAGAAUACGUGUGGCUAAUAAGUGUAAUGAGAAAGUUCAUGUGUCACAUGAAAAUGAUCACGUUUGUGUUGCUACAGCUUUCGUGGGAAAUUUAGUUUAAAGGCAGCUCUUGGUGUACCUUAGUAUAUUUUAAUCCACAAUUAUACCAUUGAUACUGAGAGGUGAUACCCGAUGAUCUUCUCUAUAAUAUUCUUAGAGUAAAACAAAAUCUCAAAAGUAUUAAUAGCUCUUCUACCCUUGAAGGUGACUGGUCCUGGGACAGUUAGAAUCUUUCAGGUUUACCUCUGUUCAGCAGAUAUUUCAGUAGGAUACAUAGCUUUUCUUCCAGUGAAACAAAGUUCAUAUCAUCCAUUGUUUUUCAAGCACGUGACACUAGCCUCAAAGUAAAUGACAUGACCAGUGGUUGAACAGUCUAAUUUUCAAAUUUAAUAUAGAGCAUAUAACUUCUGAUUUAAUAGUAUUUAUUUUAAAAAGUUAUGUUUUCAUCAUUCAUUUGAAAAUGAAAAAAAAAAAGCCCCAAAGUGAGAACUUUGGGGGAGGGCCUAGAACAUGGAUAGAUCUCUUAGUGGUCUUUCCAAAAGUACAUGUACUUGAAAUAUUUUCAUUAUCAUAGUAUUCUUUGAAAAAAAAGAUGCUUACUGUAUACUUGUUUUCAAGCAUCCUCUAAAAUCAAAGGUUUUGAUCACAAUAUGCAGAUUUCUCUUGAUAGAUACUUAAAUAGGCCAUUUCUCUCCUCUUCUUGGGCAAUGCCUUGUUUUCUCCUCUGAAUAUCUGCAUUUGAAAAGAUUGCUUCCUGUUCUGCUCACUGAUCAAAGGUAGGGCCAAUUAAGGAUUCUAACCCUAACCCAGCACCACAAAGCCCCCCUGGAGCAUCUUCCCGGCUGGCAGGACCAUGCCAUCUCUGUUGGAGAAGGUGCUGGGGAGGGAAGUCCUUCCAGUGCCACAUGGAGUGAGGCCCUGCCCAUGCUGGGGACUUUGGGGAGGAAUCUGGUAUUCUGGUGGCCUUGCCCAGCUCUCAUUGAGAUCUUUUCCUAUCAGAAUGUUAGCGAAAUAUACUUCGCAGCUCUUUGUUCAGCAAUAAGGAAUAUUCUUUCAAUUCCUGCUCUUCAAGCCGCUUUACUACACCCGGUUGUCUUUCCAGAAGUUCAUCCCAGCGGUGAUAUGUUGGUGUUUGUUCUUCUUUGGAUUUCGCAUCUGUUUUCUGGUAGAAGUGAGCACUGUUCACUUGUGCAGCCGUCUUAUUUUCCUUCUUCCUAGAUGACUCAGCUCUUUGUAAAUGUUGUGCUCAACUUCUAGGGGCCAGUUCUAGACUUUGGAGAUGCAGUGUCUCCCAGGUGUGCAUGGACGCCUGGUCCGUGGAAACAGGUGUGAUGGGCACAGGCUGCUGCCCUUCUGUCUGGUCGGGGGAUUCCUCUUCUUCAAGCUGCUCAGCUAACCCAGAAGAAGAGAGAGAGUACUCCGGUGGUUCCCAGAGCCCCUCCCAUUGUGCCGCUCCGACUUGACACCUGCUCGAUGCUGACUUAGGCUUCCUGCCACCAAGCAGGAAACUAGAAAGAGAACAUCUCAGUGCAAGGUCUGUUCCCAACGGCAUGGAUUAGCUUCCAUGUUCUGAAGUUGUCCUUUUCAUGGUGUCUGACACCGAGGGCGUUGUUCGUCCAUCAGGCGGGAUUGGAUGGAGUCUUGGUGUUCUGCCUUCUCAGGGACCAAAAAUGUAUCAUUGACUCCUUAACAGUGACCUUCUUCCCAAGGACAUAUCCGUGUUCAUUUUUCAUAGGCUUUACUCAUAUUCAUAGGUAGAUUCUGUUAAUGUGAGUUGGAAAGAAAAGACCACUGUGUACACCAGUCACACCACAAGACAGUUCAUCAUAUAAAAUACCUCAAUUUUUUGUAUUCCUCAUUUCCACCUCACAAUUGUACUGGUGAUGAAUUUUAAGGGUCUGUCCUUUAGCUUAUAGGUGAUGUUUCACAUCUGGCCAGAUUCUUAUACCUCCAUUGUAUACUUGAAAAGGUUCAGAAUUACAGGAACAGCAGUGAGAAUUUGGCCCACUACCACGACUCAUUUGUUUCAUUCACAUUCCUCACGCGCAACAACAUAAUUAUAUUUUAAGAAAAUGUAACUUUGUUACAUCAAAAUAUGUUGUCUAGUAAAAAGUUGAUAUUCAGUAGAACAAGGAUCAUGUAAAUAAACAUCUAUUUCACAUGUACCCAAAAGCAUUUAAAAAGCAGAAUCCAGGGCCCGGAGCAUGAGCCAGGGAGGAGGAUGUUUUUCUUCUUUUCUCUAUUUUUCCCUAAAUUGUGCAAACAUAGGUGAGUCUCUUAACCUUUCUGUGCCUCAGUUUUUCUACCUCUAAAGGGGUGGGAUGGUUCUUCAAAUUGUUUCUAAAACACCGGCACUUUCAGCAGUGUUCUGGUGGCCUGAGAUGAGAGCACCGUGUUCAGAAGUGCCUGGGAGUGGCACAGUGGAAAUUCCGCUUGCACGGACCGUGGAGUCUGCUCAGGACCAUGCUGUAGGACACACAGCCUCAUGCGCUGAGAAAGCAAAGGAAGUGCUGGGUGUAAAGUUUGCAUGAUUCCAUGAAGCUUUAGUUUUCCUUUUUUUGUUUUAAAAGAAAGGGUUUUAUAUGUUCUAUUGUAAAAUAUGGAAAUUAAACAGGGACUUCAGAAAGCCGCACAGAAAGAUCACCUUCCGACGGUGUGAUGGGCUCCUGACAUUCGGCCGAGGUCUGUAUUCUGAAAAAGAUUUAAUGGCCUGUGAAACACGUGGAUUCUGUUGCACUGGAUUUGUAAUAAAUGAUGCUGAACUUCCUGCUUCCAAGCAGCUCAACCCUAAUGCUGAACUGACACCAGGCGAAUGUCAGGGCUCCCAAACCACUAGUGCCAAAGGGUCAUGUUGAAAAGUUCAGAAUAUUUAUUUGUCAGAAUAUAAUAAUUGCCCCCCACCUUAGUAUUUUUGCACUUUACAGAAAUUUAGAUACUGUUUUUCAGUGGCUUGAGCGUUUUGCCUUUUCAAAGGAUAACUAUUAUUUUAUUGAAAAUGGAAUAUAAUCAUGAGAGGAAGAAGAUGUAAAAAAUGUCAAAUGUUGAUUGGUUGUGUAAAAGUUUUGUCAUAGACAUGUAUUGGGGAGCUUCCAAUUAGCAUACAUAGACACAUGUGUCAGUGGCCAAGACCUGCUUAUAUUUUGCUUUAUAGAUGUAGUCAUAGCAUGUUGUUAUUGCCUCAUGUAAAUAAAAAGGCUAUUAAGUUUUCCAGUAAUAUUUAUUAAUCUGUAUGUGUUUUAAAAUAAAAUAACAUUUCUAGCUGAA